Messenger RNA from Limanda limanda (common dab), 1863 nucleotides. RefSeq names its product kelch repeat and BTB (POZ) domain containing 12 (gene kbtbd12). NCBI's taxonomy places the organism in Eukaryota, Metazoa, Chordata, Actinopteri, Pleuronectiformes, Pleuronectidae. Gene Ontology annotation, molecular function: protein binding. The record is from RefSeq and is a predicted model, not a curated record. The transcript is spliced from 5 exons. Bases 1 to 1863 code for a protein of 620 amino acids.
AUGGAUCUUACAGCCAAACAUGGACAGGUCCUGCUGGAGCAGUUGAGGAGGAUGAGGGAGUCUGAGCAUCUGACGGAUGUGGUGCUGGUUGCUGAAGGCAUCAGUUUCCCCUGUCACAGAGUUGUGCUCUCCGCCUUCAGCCCUUACUUCCGUGUUAUGUUCACGUGCGGCCUUCGUGAGUGCAACAACAGAGAAAUAUUCCUGCGUGACACCCCCGCAGACAGCCUGGCUCUUCUCCUGAACUACAUGUACUGCUCCGACCUUCCUCUAACUAACUUCAAUGUUCAAGGCAUCUCCAUUGCAGCUUUUCUCCUGCAGAUGGAGGACGUCUUCACCCGCUGCCAGCAGCACAUGACUGACAACAUGGAUGCCUCCAACUGCCUCGGUGUCUUUUAUUUUGCCCGCGACCUCGGUGCAGAGGAACUGGCCGACCAGGCUCAACGCUUCCUGAGGCAGUACUUUGUCCAGGUCUGCCAGAAUGAGGAGGUCCUGGAGCUGGAGGCUCAUCAGCUGGGGAACCUCCUGAGCUCUGAUGACCUUAACAUUUCUAGAGAAGAGACCAUCCUGGACGUGGUCCUUCACUGGGUUAAACACAGCACACUGACAGAUAGAGAGGUUCGUAGUUGGCACCUUCCAGAGCUUCUGAGGAAGGUUCGCUUACCCCUGAUAAGUCCUGACUAUCUAAGGGAGGCGUUGAAGAGAAACAUGGCCCUACUGGCUGAUGCUGAAUGUCUACAGAUUGUGAACGAAGCCUUGGAGGUCACAGCGAUGCAUCCCUCAGCUGCACCGCGUAAACUGAAGCUGCGGUACGGCAUGGAGACUACAGACCUGCUGCUCUGUGUCGGUAAUGACGGUGGUGGGAUUCGGUCAAGAUAUGGCAACUAUGCUGAGCGCAGCUUUUGCUAUGCCCCAUCCACGGGCCGAACCUACUACAUCACCUCCCCUCGCUAUGGAGAGGCUCUGGGGUACGUGUGCGCUGGGGUUGUAACUAAAGGAAAUGACAUUAUCGUGGCCGGGGAGGUAGGUGUUCGCAGGAUGGCCCGGCAGAAGGUCAUGAAUGUUGAAAUCUACAGGUACAAAGUCGAAGCCCAAGGAAGCUGGGAGCGCCUGACAUCAGCAGAGUACCGUGAUUCCUAUGCCCUGGGGUCCCUGGAUGACACGCUGUACUUGGUGGGGGGGCAGAUGAGGCUGAAGAACCAGUUUCUCAUCACCAACUGUGUGGAGCGGUGGUCCCUGCAGGGCGGACCCUGGCGGAGCGCAGCACCACUGCCUCUGCCUCUGGCCUUUCACAGCCUGGUCAGGAUGAAAGAUCGCCUUUAUGUGAUAGGUGGUCGGAGCCCACAGUCAUACCGGACGGAUGAUGAGCCGGACCGUCUCAGUAACCGUCUUCUGGAGUAUGACCCAAUCACAAACAAGUGGACAGAACUGGCUCCCAUGAGAUACUCCAAGUACCGCUGCAGUGCUGUGGAGCUCAACGGUGACAUUUUUGUGAUGGGAGGCAUUGGCUGUGAAGGUGUGGACCGUGGCCAAUCACGCCACUGCCUUGAUGCUGUGGAGAUCUACAACGCAGAUGGAGAUAAUUGGAGAGAAGGACCCCCUCUCCCAUGUGCACAACUCUCCCUGCGCACCAAUGCCUGCAAUGCAGGAGUGGUGGGAGGCAAGAUUUAUGUGUGUGGAUUUUACAAAGGAGCAGAUCGUCACGAUGAUAUAACAAAGGAAAUUUUGGAGCUGAACCCAUGUGAAAAACGCUGGAGUGUGGUGGCUCGGCAAGUGCUGAUGCACGACAACUAUGACGUCUGCCUGGUGGCAAAUCUCAACCCAAGGGGACUCAUGUCCCCUUCUGCAGACUUAGUGAAACUGUGA